Molecule: messenger RNA, 1051 nt
Organism: Solanum pennellii
Lineage: Eukaryota; Viridiplantae; Streptophyta; Magnoliopsida; Solanales; Solanaceae
Exons: 2
Coding region: 424-831 (135 amino acids)
Molecular function (GO): DNA binding
Source: RefSeq, a predicted model, not a curated record
AUUACUACUACUGUCCCAUUUUUCUCUCUUAACUUGUGUAGUCUUCUUUGGCUUUGCCUCUUCUGCCUCAGCUUAUUUUUCACACUGCUCUGAACCUCUAAUGGCAGAGAUUCUUCUCCUCGUAACUCUACUCACAUGUUAAACUUUUCACUACUUUCUAUUAUUUUCUGAUCUGAGUUUCCAAUAUUUUCUCUCAGAUCAAUUUUUUUUUUCUUUAGGUUCUUCAGUUUCAAGAACUUUUAUAUCCUUUGAUACAAAAGGACUUUUUUGGGUAUUGGGGUUCUGUUGUAUUGGGUUGAUAGGAUUUUAAAAUGAUGUGUUUUGGUUAAGGAUGGAAAUGGUGGCUGUUUCUUGAAAAAUCAUUUUCAGUUUGCUCAGAUUUGUUGCAGGAAUCUUUACCAGUAAAGUUCUCUUAUUUGAAAAAUGGGUAGAGGAAGAGGAAAGGCAAAGAAGCAAUCUAUUCGUGAGGAUCUUGUGACUGGUGAAGAAGAGAAGAUGCCAGCGCGGAGAAGGGGAAGACCACAGAAACCAAAGGAUGAAAUAGAGGAGGAAGAAGGAAUUGAGAAGGUACUGGAUGAUGAAGAUGACAGCGAGAAUACAAAAGGUUCCGUCUUGAAUAAAGAUAUCAAGAACCAAGUAGCUGAAGAUGGAAAGAAGAGGAAGAGACCUUCCCAAGUCAUGGAAAAUAAGGAUUCUGUGAAAGAGGAAAAUGGAGUUGGAACUAAAACUAUCUCAAAUGACUUAAUAAAGUCAGUUGGAUUCAGACCGAAUGGUAGCAGAAGGAAAAACAAGCCUAGACGGGCUGCCGAAGUUGGUGUUGAGUGCAGAUGAAGGGUCCUCGUUGUGAUUGAGAACUGACUUUAUGAUUACUUACAUGUGCUUAUCUAUUUUAGUCCUGUUAUAAUUACUUCUUUUUGGAAAUUUCAACUUGAAUUUUGUGAUGAUUUCUGCAGCAAGUUUUAGUUCUACUGAAUGUACUGCUGCUGAAUCCCUUUGACAGUUCUCUCAUUUUGCAUGUCUCAUCAAUAUCCAGAAUGAUAUUUCUCCUCUA